GUAUAUUGGGAAACCUGAUCAAAGACAAGAUGGGCGCAAUCUUAGCUUUAAUUUUGUAAUUAAAUUGUUUAUGUUAUGACUUUAAGAUACACUAUUUAAUUGAUUUUUGCGAAAUAAUAUUGAAAUGGAUGCUGUUGGUACAACACCGUUAGGUGAUAGUGGGCUAGAAAAACAAGGAAGUUGCCUGCUGCUGCGUUAUGCGAGUCAGAAUUCCCUGGACGAGAGUUCGCAGAAGCACGUGCCUCGACCGGGCACAAGGGAGAAGCCCCCGUAUCGCAACCAUCACCACACACACCGAGCGUUUGACGUCAUGAAUGUCAUGCGGAAGCAGCACCUGCUGUGCGACGUGACGCUGGUCGCCGACUGCGCCGAGGUGCCCGCCCACAAGAUGGUGCUGGCGGCAUGCAGCCCCUACUUCUACGCCAUGUUCACGAGCUUCGAGGAGAGCCGGCAGGACCGCAUCACGCUGCAGGGCGUCGACCCGCAGGCGCUGCAGCUGCUGGUGGAGUACGUGUACUCCUCGGAGGUGCACGUCACCGAGGAGAACGUCCAGGUGCUGCUGCCCGCAGCCAACCUGCUGCAGCUGACGGACGUGCGGGACGCCUGUUGCGACUUCCUGCAGGCCCAGCUGCACCCGACCAACUGCCUCGGCAUCCGGGCGUUCGCAGACCUGCACGGCUGCAUCGAGCUGCUGACUCAUGCCGAGACCUACAUUGAGCAGCACUUCCCUGAAGUCGUGGAGUGUGAGGAGUUCCUAACGUUAUCCCACCAUCAGGUUUCCAGGCUAAUUUGCAGCGAUCGGCUCACAGUACCAUCAGAAGAGAAGGUGUUUGAGUGCGUGAUCGCGUGGGUGCACCACGACCUGGAGGCGAGGCAGGGCCAGCUGGCGGGCCUCAUGGAGCACGUGAGGCUGCCGCUGCUGUCGCAGGAGUACCUCGUGCAGCGCGUCGAGGAGGAGCCCUUGCUCAAGGCCAACCUGCAGUGCAAGGACUUUCUCAUUGAGGCACUCAAGUACCAUCUGUUGAAAGGGGAACAGAAAAUACUUUUCAAAACUCCCAGGACGAAACCUAGGCAGCCAGUUGGCUUGCCGAAGGUGCUUUUAGUAGUAGGGGGUCAAGCACCAAAAGCAAUUCGCAGCGUAGAGUGUUAUGACUUCAAGGAAGAGCGCUGGUUCCAAGUUGCUGAGAUGCCCACAAGACGUUGCAGGGCGGGGCUGUCCAUGAUCGGCGGGCGCGUGUACGCGGUGGGGGGCUUCAACGGCUCUCUGCGCGUGCGCACGGUGGACAUGUACGACCCGGGCACGGACCAGUGGUCGUCGUGCGCGAGCAUGGAGGCCCGCAGGUCCACGCUGGGCGUGGCCGUGCUGGGGAACUGCAUCUACGCCGUGGGGGGUUUUGACGGGUCGACAGGUUUGAACUCGGCCGAGAUGUAUGAUCCCCGCACCCACGAGUGGCGCAUGAUAGCACCAAUGUCCACGAGGAGAAGUAGCGUAGGGGUUGGUGUGGUCAACGGCCUAUUGUACGCGGUCGGGGGCUACGAUGGGGCUUCCAGACAGUGCUUGAGCUCGGUGGAAUGCUACAACCCGGACACAGAUACUUGGAGCCCCGUGUCGGAGAUGUCUGCCAGGCGUAGUGGUGCAGGAGUUGGUGUUCUGGAAGGAAUUUUGUAUGCUGUGGGGGGCCAUGACGGUCCACUCGUCCGGAAAAGCGUGGAGUCGUAUAAUCCAGACACAAAAACUUGGACCCCAGUUGCGGACAUGGCCUUCUGUCGGAGAAACGCAGGCGUGGUGGCCCUGAACAGCGUGCUGUACGUUGUCGGCGGGGACGACGGCUCGUCCAACCUGGCCUCGGUCGAGGUGUACAGCCCCAAGACCGAUUCGUGGGCCGUGCUGCCCUCGUCGAUGGGCAUCGGCCGCAGCUACGCGGGCGUCUGCGUCAUCGACAGGCCCACGUGAAGCAGGGCCCCGUGCCGACGCCGCCGCGUCGUCCUGCUCCGGGGAGGGUUCUUCCUGCUGUCGUGCUGGCGUCACUGAUCGUCCCAUCCACCCAGUCACGUAGUUCCUUUACCACCCCCCUGUAGGCUGCGCAAGCCAUGUCGUCGUUUUUUAUUUAUUUCCGAAUCAACAUAAAACGUGCCAAUGAAUCUAAUUUUUAUGCAAUUCAUAGCCUUCAGUCUUGCUAAUGAGAAGCGGAAAGAAAUAUUGUGUUUGAUACUGAAAAGUGUAGGAUGUGUUGGUUAUAAAGUCAUGAUGUUGAAAAA
Bacillus rossius redtenbacheri is the source of this 2259-nucleotide messenger RNA. RefSeq names its product ring canal kelch homolog (gene kel). The record is from RefSeq and is a predicted model, not a curated record. Gene Ontology annotation, molecular function: protein binding. Lineage: Eukaryota; Metazoa; Arthropoda; Insecta; Phasmatodea; Bacillidae. The transcript is spliced from 13 exons. Bases 125 to 1954 code for a protein of 609 amino acids.